Schistosoma margrebowiei is the source of this 474-nucleotide messenger RNA. Lineage: Eukaryota; Metazoa; Platyhelminthes; Trematoda; Strigeidida; Schistosomatidae. The record is from the annotation of a GenBank genome assembly.
AUGACUAAGAGUGAUUUUCUAUUGACUCCAUAUCAAAUAUUUAUAUUACCAUGUAUUACCCUUAUCUUUUGGUCUCUGAUUCUUAUAGUCUUCAGAAGUGAUGGAAGUGGGAGAUGGAAUGGAGACAUAGAUUGGCUUAUUCUUAAUUCAAAGAGAGAUUCAAAUGUAACUUGGUUUGUGUUUAAUGAAACGAAGGAAUUAUGUUCAUGUUUUACCAAAUCUUUUAAAACAUGUAGUUCUACUCAAAUAAAAGGAGAUAAAAGUUAUUCGUGUACAUGUCCCGCUAGAUUUGGUCGUGAUCAAAUCACCUACUGUAAUAAAUCGGAUGAUGACGUGGCUUCCCUUUUAUAUGAGGAGGACUCCAUUUCCCUUUAUGUAUUAAGCAACAAAAAUAAUUGCCAACCUUAUGGAGGAUCAUCAAAGUUGACAGAUAAGAAGCCGCAACAACCUUGUCCAUUUUGCCACGAACUUUGA